AUGAGUAAAAAGCCAAACACUAUAACAACGAGGAAAUGCACUGAAGCUCCUAUAGUCGGACAGCCUAUUGACAUUAGUGAUAUUCAUAUUUUACCUACUAAAAGUGACGUGCUAAGGCAUUUUGAAUGGGUGAGAAAUCAGUUGAAAUCUGAAGGAUGCUACCAACCACAGAAAAAGUUCAUUGCAAUACGAGUGACACAUAAGUUAGAGCAAAUUUGGAAAACAUCAUUAAUACCUGUUUCAUCUACUAACAAUAUUGUUUUUAUGAUUCUACAAUUGCAUGAGAGGUGUGAAAAGAUUAAAAAAUCUUCAGGUUGUAAUACAAAAAAUGCCAAGAGUUUUAAAGUUGCAGUUGAAAAGUUUAGAUCUGACAUUGAUAAUAGUCUUUUUGAUAUUUGUUCAUGCAAAUGUAGUGAACUAGACAAAUGUUUGUGCCCAGCUCCAAGAGAAAACAUAGAAGACCAAUUGGGAUGUGACCAAUUUAUCGUCGAAUUCAAAGUUCACAGACUUCUUAAUUUAGAACAUCCUCCUUAUACUUUUGGAGCACUUCGGUAUGAGUUAAAUAGGGCAUGGAACGAGUUACCCCAGGAGGAUAUUGACCACCUAAUCAGAAGCGAGCCCAGGCGCAUCAAAGAGUUUCUUAAUGACGAAAAUAAUGACGUGUGGCGAUUGCAUUGUGUUAGAAAACUUGCCGAGGAAGCACUUAAAUCGGACCUCCUAAGUUCAGUUCCCACAUACAAAGCCAAAUUAAGAGCCUUUCAUCAUGCCUGGAACCCCAAUGAUUGUUCUAGAAAUAUUUAUAUAAAGCCUAAUGGUUUUACUUUACAUCGAAAUCCAGUUGCACAGAGUACAGAUGCUUCUAGGGGUAAAAUAGGCUUUAGACAUGGAAGGCAUGCUUGGGAAGUAAUUUGGGAAGGCCCUCUAGGAACAGUGGCAGUUAUCGGAAUUGCUACCAAAGAUGCUCCUCUUCAAUGCCAUGGUUAUGUUGCUUUAUUAGGUUCUGAUGAUCAAAGUUGGGGGUGGAAUUUAGUGGACAAUCAUUUAUUGCAUAAUGGUGAUGCCCAAGGGAACUAUCCAAUGUUAAACAAUGCUCCAAAAUACCAGGUUGGUGAACGAAUCAGGGUGAUUCUUGAUUGUGAUGACAAUACCCUAUCUUUUGAAAAGAAUUAUGAAUUUUUAGGUGUAGCUUUUAGGGGACUCCCAGAUAAGAAGCUCUACCCAACCGUAUCAGCUGUGUAUGGCAAUACAGAAGUUUCUAUGGUCUAUCUCGGUCCACCACUGGAUGGCUAA
Molecule: messenger RNA, 1290 nt
Organism: Diabrotica balteata
Lineage: Eukaryota; Metazoa; Arthropoda; Insecta; Coleoptera; Chrysomelidae
Source: the annotation of a GenBank genome assembly